Molecule: messenger RNA, 1416 nt
Organism: Lachancea mirantina
Lineage: Eukaryota; Fungi; Ascomycota; Saccharomycetes; Saccharomycetales; Saccharomycetaceae
Source: the annotation of a GenBank genome assembly
AUGAUCAGUGCAUUGUUCAUAUAUUCACUGCGAGGUGAAUUACUCAUUGCCAAACAUGCCAAGAGUACUCCGCACAAGUCUAUGUCCGAAAUAUUCAGAAUACAGGUGAUCAACAAUUUAGAUGUAAGAUCACCGGUGUUGACUUUGGGGUCUACUACGUUCCAUCACAUUAAAUCGAAUGAAAAUCUGUGGCUUGUGGCCAUAUCGCGGUCCAAUGCAGACAGUGCAGCAAUUUGGGAGUUUUUAUACAAACUGAAUGCGUUGUUAUCAGCGUAUUCCUUGCAAACUGAAGAAAGGCUCAAAGAGGACUUCCUGGUUUGUUACGAGCUUUUGGACGUCGUACUCGAAGGUGGGGUUCCGGUAGAAACGGAAUUGGCACAAGUAGCAGCAAAAAUGUCUGUGAAGCCAACGGUCCCAUUGGACAAAAUCAAUACUAUCUCGGACGAUCUUUUCAGUGGAGCCAAUCGGAUUUUUCACCGACCAAAACAAGAUAGAAGCAGAUCGAGUGGAUUCUCCGUACGUGAACAAUCACCAACGAAACCUUCGGCUUACCCUUGGAGGCCCCUGGGGAUCAGACACAAGAAAAAUGAGAUUUUUCUCAACGUAAAUGAAAGUAUCAGCAUUUUAGUAUCCCGAGAUGGGUCCAUUCUUCGGUCUUAUGUCGACGGAAUGGUAGACAUAACGACACGAUUGAGCGGGAUGCCCCUGUGUCGUUUUGGACUAAAUGAUUCGCUCUCAGUGGAUACUCCAUUUGCCAGUGAAACAGAAAUAAACGCUAGUUCGAACUCGAGAAACAAAAGAGCCAUUCCCAAAGCGGCAGCCGGUAGCGUUUUUUUGGAAGAUUGUAAAUUCCACCCUUGCGUCCAACUAGACAAAUUCGAUUUCGAUCGUGUCAUAACGUUCGUUCCACCAGAUGGAUCAUUCGAACUCAUGCGUUAUCAUGUACGCGAAAAUUUGAACUUACCUUUCAAAAUAACGCCGAUAGUCACUGUAGCCGGGAAAAACUCGUUUGAGUUUCGAGUAACACUCAAGUCGCUUUUCCCAGGCAAACUUACUGCCAAAGACGUGCAGCUGCGCAUCCCGCUUCCACCAGAAACGGUCGAUUGCGAGAUCAGUGCUUCAAAUGGGAAGUGCCAGUUUGACCGCGAAGAAAACGCAUUACUGUGGAAAUUCAGCAAAUACCAGGGACUAACCGAAAAUACUUUGUCAGCAGUAACGGUUCCAAUGCGAAACUCCUCUGUGAAUGUUCAACAAUGGCCAAGGCCGCCCAUGUCAUUGAAAUUCGAGAUUUUGAUGUUUAGCAAUUCGGGACUGGUGGUUCGCUUCUUCAAUGUCGCCGAAGGUGAACGCAACUACAAUCUUGUGAAAUGGAUCAAAUAUAUAUCAAAAUCAGGCGCCUACGAAGUGAGAUAUUAG